GUUGCAGUUUUUGCUGCUGAGAGCAGCAGUCAGUUGGUGCAGCCACUUGAGUCACAGCUUGUUGAUCCUGAGGAGGCAAAACUAGAAAGUGAGGUUCAGAAAGGAGGCCCUGUGCACGAGGAGGAGGAGGGCAUGAAGCAGUGCCAGUUGCCCACAGCCACAUCUGCAGAACAGCAAGUACCAUGGUUUGGCUUUGAGAAAGCUUGUACAUUUGUGAGCCAGAGUGGGAAAAAUGUUGUUGUACGAUGCAAUUACUGCCUUCCAAGGAUCAAAAAUCUGAGAUCAGCUGUUUCCUCCUCAUCCAAUGUGGAGAAGCAUUUCGAGGUCAGCCUUUAUCAUGCUGGUCCUCAAAGAGUGUCCAUUGUCUAUUUAUGUUUAAAUUGUGAAGUGCCUCUUCCAUUUUUUCUUGGAUUCAUGCUUUGUUCUUCUUCCUCAGAGGGCACACCCUGAGAAGCUGAGAGCAAUUGAAGAAGCAAUAAAGGCAAGGAGACAUGGCCAUCCUGAACCAAUGCAUGAUGCCCCUCCUUCCAAAAUGCUGAAGCAGCAGCAGACAACCCUUGAGAGGUGGGGAUCUGGCAGGGAGGCUGUCACCCAGAGCAAUCUCGACAGGAAAAUCAUUGAUUUCAUUGUAGAGGAGACAUUACCACUUCAGACUGUGGACAAACCAUCAUUCAUUAAUCUGGUUUGCAUUGGACUCCCCAAAGAUCUCACCAUCAUAUGUGCCAAGACUCUGAGAGGCAGAAUUGAGAAGAGAGCAUGCCACAUGAGAGAAACUCUUGCAAACCGAAUGGGUGCUGUGGCAUAUAUAGCAACCACUGCAGAUUGUUGAACCAAUGGCAAGAAGAGUUACUUUGGGGUAACAGCCCACUGGAUCAACCCAGCUACCCUGAAACGUGAAGUCAGGGCCUUGGCUUGUAAGUGUCUGAAGGGGUGCCAUACAUAUAAUGUCCUUUCAAAAGCACUGCAUGAUGUACAUGUGCAGUACAGUAUUCACAACAAUGUUAUGUGCACUACUACAGACAAUGGCUCCAACAUUAUGAAAGCAUUCAGAGUUUUCAUGGCCAAAGAACCAGCAGAAGCUGCAGGCACCAGUGCAAAUGAUGGUGAUAACCAGGAGGAGGAGACUGAGGUGGAGUUUGUGCCUAUCUGUGAGAUCCUGGACACAAGACCUGAGGCAGAGGAAGAAGCUGCAGACUCAGAUGAUUUUGUUUUACCACCACACCAGGGAUGUGCUAGCCACACCCUGAACCUUGUGGCAACACAAGACAUAGAGGCCAUGCUUUCUGACUCCUCCAAAAGUAGUCUUCUUGGUUCUUCAAGAAACAGUUUCGUUUCUUGAUGGGAAAGUGCAGCAAGUUGUGGUCCAGGCAGAACCAGUCAGCACAGAUUGCUGAGUAUAUCCAUGCAUAAUGUGGUGUGUAUCUGAAGGUACCGAAUAAGACCAGGAGGAAUUCCACCUUUCAUGCGUUGAAGCAACUACAUGAGCUCCUGUCAACUGUGCCACUAAAAAUGCAUGCCAUAAUGGACCACUGCUCCUUGUCCAGGAUCACAGCUGCUGAGAUUGAAGUGGUACAGGAAUACACAGAGAUUAUGGGGCCACUAGCCCAGUCCCUAGAUAUCCUGCAACGGGAGAAUGGCAUGUUCAUGGGGUAUUUGCUACCAAUUCUCUACAGUCUCGAUUGCAAGUCAGAAGGGCUGGAAAACAAACCUGAGAGGUACACAUACUGUUUUCAGCUGCUGAGAGGUGUGCACGAAGCCCUGAGAAAGCGGUUUGCAGCUAUCUGGGAGGACAAGAGGCUUCUUCUGGUGGCCUGCCUACACCCUUGCUUCAGACUAGAGUGGCUGGAAUCGUGCCAGGCAACCACCCAUACUAGCAAAUACACAAUGGAAGCCUUGUUGAAAGCUGAAAUAAAGAUGGGUGCACUUAAUGAGGACAGUGAUCAGUCUUCAGACAAAGACCAGGAAGGAGAUGAUUUGGAAAAUGACUUCUUUAACUUCCAGCCCCAGGGCAAGACGUCAGCAGUGGACACUGUUGAUGAGGAAUUGUUGAGGUACCUGAGGUCUCCCAGCUGUGACCUGUCAUCACUCUAUGGUUUUCCACAUGUGCUGCGUUGUUUUUUGCAGCACAACACGGGCAUGCCUUCAAGCGCCGCAGUAGAACGCCUGUUCAGUACUGGUGGCAACGUAAUGACUGUAAAAAGACAUUCCUUGUCUGACGUGCUCUUUGAGCAUCUUGUUCUUUUGAAACAUAACAGAAAUGUAUUAUAAAAACAGCAUUUCAAGUGUAAAAUUUGAUUUCAAGUGUUGGGGUAUCAUCAUUGCUUGGGGGGGCAUGUGAGAU
This is a messenger RNA of Rhineura floridana, 2341 nucleotides long. RefSeq lists its product as uncharacterized. NCBI's taxonomy places the organism in Eukaryota, Metazoa, Chordata, Lepidosauria, Squamata, Rhineuridae. The coding region runs from base 1510 to 2268 and encodes 252 amino acids. The transcript is spliced from 2 exons. The record is from RefSeq and is a predicted model, not a curated record.